Molecule: messenger RNA, 783 nt
Organism: Arachis stenosperma
Lineage: Eukaryota; Viridiplantae; Streptophyta; Magnoliopsida; Fabales; Fabaceae
Product: protein RESPONSE TO LOW SULFUR 2-like
Exons: 1
Coding region: 163-543 (126 amino acids)
Biological process (GO): cellular oxidant detoxification
Source: RefSeq, a predicted model, not a curated record
AGACAUACCUGCUAACGCUCUAUUUAUACCCCAUUCGAAAUCCAUGCCGCCACACCACAAAAUCCGAACCAUUAAAAAGAACACAGAGCACUUAGUUCGUUACGCUCUUCUCCAAAUAUAGAGUUUCUUUCCUUUCAAUUAUUUUUAUAACCUCUUAUACCUAUGGCGAUGAUGAUGGCUGCGAUCGGAAUUGGUGCUGGCAACAAGAAAGCCAUGAAGCCGGAGAAGGAUGCACCUCCGGCGGCGGAGCUGAAGAGGAGGAACGAUGAGCUGGAGAAGCAGCUGAGGGAGAGCAAGGAGAGGGAAGAGGAGAUGAGAAGGCAGCUGCAAAGCGCGUUCGAGAGGCUGCGCGUGGCAGAGGAGGCAGAGGAGAGGCUCUGCUCGCAGCUCGGUGAGCUUGAGGCGGAGGCUGUUCACCAGGCGCGUGAAUACCACGCGCGAAUCGUUUCUUUAAUGGAGCAGCUCUCACGCGCCAACAUGCUCCUUCACAAGGCCGGUGCUUCUCCCUCCUCCUCCUCCAUCUCCAUUCAUUCGUCUUCCUGAAAAAACAUCGUCACUAAUAAAAUUUCUCAUGUUGCAACAGCAAAAGAAAUGUUAUUUAGAUAUAUAUGAUAUGAUGAUUAAGAUCCAAAUUAGCAUGGAUCUAAUCUCUGUUUAAUGUAAGAUUUUGAUGUAUAUUAGUUACUUCUGGUUUGGAUUAAUGGAAUGGGGGUGAUUAAUUUUGAGACUGUAUAAAGUAUAAACGUUUCCUUGAUACUCAUAAAUAAAGAAAUCUUGUGAAUA